This is a messenger RNA of Symbiodinium necroappetens, 999 nucleotides long. NCBI's taxonomy places the organism in Eukaryota, Dinophyceae, Suessiales, Symbiodiniaceae. The record is from the annotation of a GenBank genome assembly.
GUUUCCACCUGCUACGACCCUGACCCCGUGGAUGUUUCAGCGGUGCGGGCGGCUGGCGCCAGCCAGGCUGCUUGCACCUUCGUCUCCUGGCUGCUGACCAAACAGGAGACCUUGCGGCCAAGCGCUGAGGAGGCGCACCGCGACAUGAGCUGGCCGGACCUCGCCCAGCACGACGUGGCCUCCAUGAUCGGCUUCGGCUCAAAAAGUACCUUCUCCAAGGCGGUGUACCUCUGUGCAGCGAGCCAGUUGGACACCUCCAAGUUAGAUGACCUCACGGCCUUUUUUGAGGAGCUGGACGCUGACCGAAAUGGUCACUUGUCCGUGAUAGAGUUCAAAAAUGGCCUGAGGCAGGUCCUGGAUCCGGAUUCCAUCGAAACCUUGGUGGACUCCUUGGACAUGGACCACAGCGGCAACGUCGACUACUCGGAGUUCAUCGCCGGCUGCCUCGACGCCCACAUGGGCCUUAUCGAGAGCGCCCUCUUCCACGCCUUUCACGUCUUCGACGUGAACAACGACGGUGUGAUUUCUUUGAGUGAGCUGCGAUCCAUCCUCAACUCGAACGGCGAGGCGCUCUCUGUCGUUCUGCCCGAGGGGAAGACCGUGGAGGGGUUCAUGAAGGACAUCGACACCUCCAAAGAUGGCUUUAUCAGCUUCGAGGAGCUCAAGAACUUCCUCAAGAAGGAGGCAGAUGCGUCACCAACCGCCUGGCCCUCCAAGAAGGAUGCCUCCCGCCGUUUGUCCUCGGCAGGCGUCCGGCGAGGCUCGUCGCUUUCCACGGCGCCUAGCGGAGGCCCCAUCGCCGAGCCUCCGAAGCUGCAGCCGCCCGCGGCGCCUCCGGCGCCGCCUUUGGAGCCCGAACUGUAUGCGCAGCUUCAGCGUUGCGUUGACCUGUCAAGCAGCAACGUCGGCUUGCUGAAGCAGCUAACGACGGCUCUCGCCCGCCCGGUGGAGGCGGACGUCGCUCGCCAAAGCGCGAGCUCGGACAGUGAAGGCGGCUGA